This is a messenger RNA of Drosophila ananassae, 852 nucleotides long. RefSeq names its product pupal cuticle protein Edg-84A (gene Edg84A). The coding region runs from base 242 to 802 and encodes 186 amino acids. Gene Ontology annotation, cellular component: extracellular matrix. The transcript has 2 exons. NCBI's taxonomy places the organism in Eukaryota, Metazoa, Arthropoda, Insecta, Diptera, Drosophilidae. The record is from RefSeq and is a predicted model, not a curated record.
ACCCGAAAACCUGUCGAUUGCCUGAUAAACUAGUUGGGGCAUCUCAGGCCCAAUUAGGCAGCGACUGGACUGGAGGUCCCUUCGGUGACCUUGCCAAUAUCCAGACCCUGCGGCAGAUGCAGGGCACUGUGGCAUUGGGUCAAUUGGCAGACAGUCUCCCUAUAAAAGCCAAUGCCCGUAACGAGGCAGAGUUGUGUUAAUUCGACUACCGACAGGAACAAACCUUCAACUUCAAGAAAUCAUGUUAAACAGAAUUGCCUUGUUGGUGGCCCUUGUAGCGGUGACCCAAGCUGCCCUGCUGCCUGUAAAGUCCUCCGGGAGCGAGGACACUUUCGAGGCUCACCCUCGCUACUCCUUCGGCUACGAAGUUCAGGACUCAGAAACCGGAGAUGUAAAGUCACAGUCGGAGUCCCGGGACGGAGAUGUGGUCCAGGGUCAAUAUUCCGUCAACGACGCCGAUGGCUAUCGCCGGAUUGUGGAGUACACUGCCGAUGACGUCCGAGGCUUCAAUGCGGUGGUGCGCCGUGAGCCCCUUUCCAGUGCAGCGGUGAUUGUCAAGCCAGUGGUCUCAAAAGUCCAGUUGCAACCACUUAGGAAACUCCCAGCCCUGAAGCCGCUUCCCCAGGCCUCGGCUGUGGUGCAUAGGUCCUUUGCUCAGACGCCCGCUGUCAUCCACCACGCCCCAGUGGCUCAUCUGAUCCAUGCCCCACCAACUCAUGCCGUCAUCUCCCAUCAUGUUCCUCUCCUGAAGACCUCCCUGCAUCAUAGUCAUCACCUCCAGCCCAUUUCAUAUGUGUUCUAGUCAGAGUAUAAAGAAGACAAUGAUUUUAAAUAAAGAGAUUAAUAUUUUAA